This is a messenger RNA of Centropristis striata (black sea bass), 2725 nucleotides long. It is a transcript of the gene arhgef3, whose product is annotated as Rho guanine nucleotide exchange factor (GEF) 3. Gene Ontology annotation, biological process: intracellular signal transduction; positive regulation of Rho protein signal transduction. Bases 298 to 2277 code for a protein of 659 amino acids. The transcript has 12 exons. Gene Ontology annotation, molecular function: guanyl-nucleotide exchange factor activity. The record is from RefSeq and is a predicted model, not a curated record. Lineage: Eukaryota; Metazoa; Chordata; Actinopteri; Perciformes; Serranidae.
UUAGACCGUGACCGAGGAGGUGAAGAGACGAAGGAGUAAGAAAAGAGAAAAGGAGACAAACUGGAGGAGGAAGAGACGAAGAGGAGGAGAGAGGAGUUCAGAGCAGUAAAGGAGGAGAAAUAAGAGAAUAAUAAUGUGACUGUAGAGGAGGUGAAGGAGGUUCAGAUCCAGAGGAGGAGAAACGUUGAUGUGACUUUGGAGUAAAAGCAAAGUGAGCAGGAGGAGAAGAGGAGGAGAAGAGGAGGAGAGGAGAGAUAACUGACUCUUGGAGAGUGUUUGAGGAGCAGGUCUGGUCUGAUGAUGGGCUGCUGUCUCUUUGUUUACUAUCGGAAGAAGAGGAAGCAGGCCUCCAGAGAUGCAGACUCCCUCAGCCUCUGCAGUCUGGACAUCAACGAGCCCGGCACCAAGCGCAGUAAACUGGUUUCCAGGGUGACGUCUCUGGCCGCCCUGCUGCCGCCCGUCAAAACCGCCCCGCUGAAGAGGAUCGGAGAGACGCUGCAGCGAUCCAUCAGUUUCCGUAAUGAGACUCAGACGGAGCGAGCAGCUCCUCCUCCUCCCUUCUCCUCCUCCUCCUCCUCCUCUUCCUCCUCCACGAUGAAGACACGUGUUAUCUCAGCGACCGUCUCCAACCCUUCCUCCUCAUCCUCCUCCUCCUCCUCCUCCUCCUCUUCCUCCAUGACGGCCAUGCGGGGCUCCUCGGCCUCGGCGCCCGCCGCCAAACGGCGUGACAGUAAACUGUGGAGCGAAACGUUCGACGUCCGACUCGGAGCGACGCAGACGCUGAGCGCCAAAGAGAUCAAACGCCAAGAGGCGAUCUUUGAGCUGGCUCAGGGGGAGCAGGACCUGGUGGAGGACCUCAAGUUGGCCAAAAAGGCGUACCGGGACCCCAUGCUGAAGCUCUCCAUCAUGACGGAGCAGGAGCUGAACCACAUCUUUGGGACUCUGGACUCUCUGAUCCCGCUGCAUGAAGACCUGCUGAGUCGUCUCAGAGACGCCAGGAAGCCUGACGGGUCCACAGACCACGUGGGCCACAUCCUGACCCACUGGCUGCCCUGCCUCUCCUCCUACACCUCCUACUGCAGCAACCAGGUGAAGGCCAAGACCUUGUUGGACCAGAAGAAGCAGGACCGCCGGGUCCAGGACUUCCUGCAGCGCUGCCUCCAGUCCCCCUUCAGCAGGAAGUUGGACCUGUGGAACUUCCUGGACAUCCCCCGCUCCCGCCUGGUGAAGUACCCUCUGCUGCUCCGAGAGAUCCUCAAACACACGGCCAACGACCACCCGGACCGCCAGACCCUGGACGAGGCGAUGCUGAUGGUCCAGAGCGUGGUGGCCGACAUCAACCGGCGGACCGGUGAGUCGGAGUGUCAGUAUUACAAGGACCGUCUGCUGUUCACGGAGGACGGACAGAGGGACGAACUCAUCGACAGGUCCAGGACCCUCAGCUGCCACGGAGAGCUGAAGAACAACAGAGGACUGAAGCUGCAUGUGUUUCUGUUCCAGGACGUCCUGGUCAUCACCAGGUCCGUCUCCCUCAACGACCAGCCGGUCAGCUACCAGCUCUGCCGACAGCCAAUCCCCAUCCGGCAGCUGGACCUGGAGGACCUAUCAGACGGAGAGAUGAGAGUGGGCGGGUCCAUCAGAGGAGCCUUCAGCAACACCGAGAGGACGAAGAACUUCUUCCGGGUUUCGGGUCGUACCGGCGGUCAGCUGCAGAGCCACUGCUUCCAGGCCAGCGACGCCUUCAACAAGCAGCAGUGGAUCAACUGCAUCAGACAAGCUAAAGAAGCCGCAGCGCAGCUAACCGGAGACCAGCCCCUGGAGACGGGGAGGAGCCUGGAGACAGGGCUGGGUGGGGAUAUAGGGUCACUAGGUGGGACGGGUCUGACUGUAUGCAGUGGUUCGGGGCAUGAAGAUGAAAAGGGGAGGUGGAGGGAGGUGGAAACAGGGAAACAGAGUGUGGAGGGACAGAAAGACGUCAGUUUGUGUGAAGAGGCUGAAGACACAGGUCCAGGUAGGGAAGAGGAGUCAGGUUCAGGAUUAGACGGAGAGACGGGGAAGGACGGCGAGACGAGGUCGAUAAAGACGGGGCAGGAGGACGCUGGGGAGCCGGGAGCCUGGAGGAUGGAUGGAGGAGGAGAAGGAGAGACUCACGAUGCUCCCGCCUCCUCCUGUGAAGAGGAGCAGGUGAUGGAGGAGGAGCAGAGCGGAGCCGGCGAGGGGGAGGAGGAGGAGGUCAGCAUGGACACCGGCGAGGAGGAGCUGGACCUCAGGUGCUGAUGGUCGGACUGAAUACAACAGCACUGAGGCAGCCAAUCAGAAUCCUGGACUUGAGGAUGAUGUCACUGCCAGACAAAGUCAAAGAACUUCACAGAAACACUUUAACUGCUGUAUCCUGACUGCUGGGGACACUUUGUUCUAGACUGCAACUCAAACAGUCGUCAACACGCUGGAAUGUAACUUUACUAGCUGCAUCGAUGAGCCUGUUCACACUUGGUUGUAAAAUGCGUCCUGGGCGAUCGGAUCUCUCCUCCAUCUUGGUUUUUUGAAACCGGGAGAGACCAUAUUUGGACUGUGGAGUAGCGAGGGGUGUGUCUAAAAAUAAACUGUUAACCCUUAACAGGACACUCAUUGAAAUACUUGCAAAUUCCAAAUGUCAACCCUAGAGAAUAUUGGAGGAUGUUACACACUGUCAGAAUGUGUAAAAAAAACAUACGUAAAUAAUAUU